UACCCUACAAGAGAGCGCAAAAGCUCCUGCUGUGGAACUUUUGAGGUUGAGCACCCUAAGAGGUGCCAAAACCGCCUUACCUUACCCCUACAAGGUACGACGAGCACGCACGUCCUUUUUAUAUGGGAGUCCCCCAGGGGGGUUGUUUUCGUUUCAUCGACUAUUUUAUGUCUGCCUAUUUAUGUCUGCCUGUACAUGCAUAGAGAGUUCUGGAAUAAAUUGGUCACCUUAAGUUCAGUUAAUGACCGUUUAAAUUCAGUUGACUAAUUCUCGGGACGUUUCCCUCUACUAGCAUCUAUCAUUAGAUUAUCAUCUCUUGCUUCUAUAAACCGGAAAGCGUUGAAUGCAUGGUACGUUCUCGACAGGAGAUGUUCGUUACAGCGUUAGCCUGAGGGUUUCAGUUGCACCUUCUAGAAACUGAGAGAUUUCAAUUUAUUUGGCUCAAAGAGUUCAUGGACCCGUUGCUAACUUCAAUAACAUACUUUUUACUUUAAACCAUUUUCCAUGGUAUUCAAAAUGAAAUAAGUUCCAAUACAGUGAUGGUGUCUCAGUGGAGCUAGCAGUUCUAAACGAGCCAAGAAAAAGGGCAUUAAUAACUGAGAAAACAAGUUUCGAUCCUCUUCAAUGAGAACGCCGGGAGCAGACUGGUAUCCACAUCCUGUUGACAAGGUUUUUCGGUUACCAGCUCUCAAUGAUACAGAACAAGAUAUUCCAAAAUUAAGCAGCGCUGGAAACCUAAGGGGAAAGAAUUGUCUUGUGUCCGUUUGAAUCUAACAAGAAAAAAAAAACGUUACUAAAUAAUUUUUCCACACAAUUUUUCCUUCGAGAUGCAAGUUUUACUUCCGAACCAGAUGUUUACCACAUAACUAGCAGGGAAUCUAUUGUUCUCCAAUAAUGCUUUCUAACUAACUCAGCAAGAUGACUUAAAAAUAAAGGUGGGUUCGGAAUGCUCGGAAAAUGAUUUGCUUGUCGUAAUUGUUCCAAUGUAUCUUUGAAAUCAUGCCUCAACUCUACAAUAAAAAAACUAUUUCACAGCAGUUUUAAUGAGUAUCAUAUUAUUAAUUGAGACUUUCAACAUAACAAUAUCCUUGGCUUGGGUUUACUGAGGCGAAUCACAUGAAACAGCCUCACGAUCUAUAGACUAUUACUGAAUAAUGACAAUAAUUUUUAGUUUCAUUUAUGCGUACUUGGUUCCAAACAAUCGUAAAUUAAUGUUUCAAAGUUCGGUAGCAAAUAGGACUCCCAAAGAGCUUUAAAAUGCCAAGGAACACAGGAAUAUUUUAGUUUACCUGUUCCAAGUCAUCGUGGAGUACACAAUUCGGUUUCCUUCAUACAAGAAACCCGUCAAAUUACACUGACAAAAAUUUUCUUUACAUUCGUUCGGUAUUCGAAGCAACAAUGAGUAGCAGUACACUGAUAGAGGUUUUUGGUCAUAUCGCGUUCAGUUUUACACGAGGAGUGACAGAGCACUACAACCCACAAGAACCUGAAUACACAGCAGAGUCUUUUGGCUACGAUCCUCUACAAAGCACAGGUCGAGAAUGGUAUUAUGCUCCUGUUGAUGAGCUCAUUUAUCAAGAAUACAGCGACAAAGACGCCACAAGCUUGGACUAUCUAGCGUCUAACCACCCAGAUAUAAGGGUUAUAAAUGCGUGUACGCCAGAGGAGAACGAAGAAACAGAGGAAGAUCAACAAGAUGAAGAUAGAGCAAUGGCUUGGAAGCGACUCAGACCAUCUGCUCUCCGCACAGUUUGUAAAUCCAUGUACAUUGGAGCUAUGAUUUCUUUACUAACUGCUACAAUCAUCGGCUCAGUAUGCAUUUUCAUCUCUUAUGUUUGUUAUAAAACUAUAAACAGAUGCGAAUUUUACCCAAAGGAGACCAUUCCAGUGAAAGUGCAGUGGUUGAGAUCGAUUUCUGAUGCCAUCUGUGUUGCUUUUCUGUAUGGAUCGGAAUUGUUGGUUUUUCGAUUUCUUUUUCGCUCAUAUCAGUUAAAUGGGGUGAAGAGACAACUGAUCUUAGUUAUUUGCCUUGCAUAUGGUUUAGACGCAUCUUAUCGCAUGCUCCUACAAGCGCUAGGAGUGUCUCAUUCCAAACUUUCGACAGUGCAAAAGAUUCCACUUUUCGUUUUCAGUACUCUAAGUUCAUGCCGGCAAUUUUAUCUUCUAACAAAACACUUUUUCGAGCGCUGCUCAAGGAGACAGCAGGCGUUGUUUUUCUUUCAAACGUUAAUUCUCGUGUUUUCUGUUGUAAUUAUUGUCAUUCCUGAAGCCGAAAUAAUUUACCCAGCCUAUAACAAACAAGACAAGGAUGGUAAACUUCUAAUCGCACUUUUCUCUCCUCUCAUUGGAGUCCUUCUCAAAGUAAUCUCACGAAUUUGUGUACAGCGGUCAUGGAACAUUACCCAUCCGGGAUAUUCGCAUACCUUGUUAGCACCUUUGUGGUGCAUGUCAGCGGUUAUGUUCCGAGUGUUGCAAGCAGAUCUUGACAGUUUGCAAUCCAUCGUCAUUCUUGGAAUAAUUCACGGCGCUACAGAAGUCAUAGAACGAAGCACCAUGGUUGUGAUUGAUCACAUUUGUCAUGUGAUUUGGAAAAGAACAUCAGCUCCUUGGGGAAGUUUUCGUACUCCUCGCCGUGAGAGACUGAUGGCUGAUAUCGCUAUCAUGAGCAUGUUGUUUGAAUCAACUGCUAUAGUGUCUGUGAACGGCUUUCUGUACUUGUAUCACUUUAUUUACUUACAAAACGAUUCCCUUUUAAAGUUGCUGCAGUCGUUUGCUAUCACAACCUCGGUUCAACUGGUAAUUGAGUGGUUUUUCACCAGCGUCUCUCUAGCGAUCGAGACUCACUAUCAGAAUAUGGCUGUCAUGGCUGUUUGGCGAAGAAGAUGGAAAAGGCACAUUUUAUUGGCAACCAUUGUUGCCGCAAUAGUAACAUCAUGGACCAGUACAUUCCUUUCAUUAAUUGCUCAUGGGCGCUUUAACGAAUCUUUGAGCCAGCCUUGUAAAAUGCCGUUUAGCUAAAGACGCUACGCAAGAGAGCUACCACAUCGUGAAACCUUUAGCCAAAGGAGAUAGUUUACUUGAGAAAAACUGAUUUAAAAUGUACUAUUAUCUAGGGGCCUGUCUGUUUACAAGAAGAGAGGGUUACCCUAGCACUCGCACAUUUCCUGUUUUAUUUCUUCGUCGUAUUUACAAGGCUGCUAGGGUUACCCGGAUAGGAGGGUUACCAUAUCUGCGUGCGGGAGUUGCCCUGGCAGGUAGGUUAACUUUUUCCCUUGUAAACACUCCAGGUAGGGUUAACCCGCCUACCCGGGUUAACUUUCUAAUUG
Molecule: messenger RNA, 3326 nt
Organism: Orbicella faveolata
Lineage: Eukaryota; Metazoa; Cnidaria; Anthozoa; Scleractinia; Merulinidae
Source: RefSeq, a predicted model, not a curated record